GAGUUAACACGACGGAUUGCCGAGGAUUCGUUCUAGCGUCAUCAUCAGGUGUGGAAGUCAUGAGGAUUCUUAUAUUCGCCGCUUUAGUUACGUUGGUGUACGCCUCCUACGAAGAGGACCAUGGCAGUUCCACCUAUCACGAAACCUCAAAGCCUGUGGAAAUUCCCAUUUACAAAAAGUACGCCAUACCAAUUCCACAUCCAGUUCCAGUCCCAAUUCCACAGCAAAUUAAAGUUCCCAUUCCGCAACCGUAUCAAGUCGAAGUGGCAAUACCGCAUCCAGUGCCUGUGGAAGUCGUCAAGCAUGUCGAAAUUCCAGUAGAAAAGCCUGAGCCCUAUGUAGUGGAGAAAAAGGUGCCGUAUAUUGUUGAGAAGCCGUAUCCAGUAACAGUUGAAAAGCACUUUCCAGUGCCUAUUCCGAAACCAUACCCAGUGCACGUACCUGUCUACAAGCAUGUAUUCCACCAUCAAAGCAAAGGACACGGUUGGAAGCACUGAUCUUGGGAACUACUCUUCCAAAUUUCAGACAAUUAGCCAAAUAUACAUAUAUAUAGCAGACAUUAUGACUUUUGUACAUAGUUCACUGUUUUUAUAAUUAAACUAUUGUUAUAUUGUUUAAA
Molecule: messenger RNA, 619 nt
Organism: Frieseomelitta varia
Lineage: Eukaryota; Metazoa; Arthropoda; Insecta; Hymenoptera; Apidae
Product: tetra-peptide repeat homeobox protein 1-like
Exons: 3
Coding region: 60-497 (145 amino acids)
Source: RefSeq, a predicted model, not a curated record